Durio zibethinus is the source of this 2203-nucleotide messenger RNA. Its product is annotated as U-box domain-containing protein 9-like. The record is from RefSeq and is a predicted model, not a curated record. Lineage: Eukaryota; Viridiplantae; Streptophyta; Magnoliopsida; Malvales; Malvaceae. Gene Ontology annotation, molecular function: protein binding; ubiquitin-protein transferase activity. Gene Ontology annotation, biological process: protein ubiquitination.
CCAAUCAGAAUCCCUCUUUUAUUUUCUUUAUUGGGUGUUAGCAAUAUUGUUCCUUUUUUCUUUCCAAGAAACAAGACCCUGUUUUCUUCAAUAGCCAAAACAGGGGGAAAUGCAGAGCAAAUUAGAAAGAAUAAAUAAGAAAAUCCAUUGAAUCAACACAAUUCAAACUCUUUUCUCAUCAUUGGGUAGUAAAUCUUGUUCCUUUUUACUCCCAAAGAACAUCUUUUUUUUUUCUUCAAUGGCUGAAAAAGAGGAGUCAGCAGUAGCAGAGGGAGAAACAGAGUUAAAGAAAGAACUGCAAAGGGUGGUGAAGAGGAUUCUUGAAGAAGAUGAUUAUGGAAUUGAGAUAACAAUUGAAGCUAUAAGAAUCUUGUCUCGUUUAGAAGAAGUGAAGCUGAAGAAACAUGUUGGUCUUGGAAUGGAUGAUACUGGUUUGCCUGAGAAAUUCAAGUGUCCUCUUUCAGGUGAAAUCAUGGGUGAUCCCGUUGUCUUGGGUUCAGGCCAGACUUAUGAUAGGCCACGCAUUCUGAAGUGGUUGAAUGAAGGUAACCAAACAUGCCCUUUGUCCAAACAAGUUCUCUCCCACACCAUCCUUACUCCUAACUGCUUGGUGCGAGAACUGAUUUCACACUGGUGCAAAGAACGUGGCGUUGCACUACCAAAGGUUUAUCAGGAUAUCGAUGGAGAUAUGAUUACUGAGGUAGACCGAAGUUACUUAAACUCGUUGCUGGAAAAGAUGUCUUCUUCCCUUUCUGAUCAGAAGGAAGCUGCAAAAGAGCUUCGGAGACUAACAAAGACAAGUCCAUCAUAUCGGGAAGUUUUUUGCGAGUUUACUAAUGCCAUCUCUAGAUUGCUCAGUCCACUAUCGGAAUCAGAAAGCAAGAUUGAGUCAGAUCCUGAUCUCCAGGAGGAUUUGAUCACAACAGUUUUAAACCUUUCAAUUCAUGGCGACAAUAAGAAACUAGUUGCCGAAAAUCCUGUUGUCAUCCCUCUGCUUAUUGAAUCCAUGAAGUUUGGAACCAUUGAAACAAGAAGAAAUGCUGCAGCUGCUCUCUUCACAUUAUCAGCACUUGAUUCAAACAAGUUCAUCAUUGGAAAUUCUGGUGCUCUUCUGCCACUACUCGAACUCUUACGAAUAGGGCAUCCAUUGGCAGUGAAGGAUGCUGCCUCAGCAAUAUUCAACCUAUGUAUUGUAUCUGAGAAUAAAGCAAAGUUUACUGAAAUAGGGGCAGUGAAGGUGAUCCUGCAGAAGAUCAAGGAUGGUAUACUUGUUGAUGAGCUGUUGGGAAUUCUUGCACUGCUAUCUACACAUCAUAAUGCUAUUGAUGAACUCGGGGAUCUAGACACUCUGCACUUCUUGCUUCAGAACAUAAGAGAUAGCAGUUCUGAACGUACCAAGGAGAAUUGUGUCGCAAUCCUGUACAAUGUGUGUUCAAACAAUCUGACUUUGCUGAUGGUGAUCAGGAGAGAAGAAAUUGAAAAGCAUGCACUAGCUGAACUUGCGGAUACAGGAACAACAAGGGCCAGAAGGAAGGCCAGUGGCAUCAUUGGGAAAAUACAUAAAGCUUUUCCAACUACAAAUACAGAUUGAGGAAAUAAACCCAAAGGGAAGUCAUUUUUGUACAUGCUCUUUUUUCUUCUGACAUUACACACACAAAUGCAAGCUCAGUUACCCAUGUAAAAACUAGACAUGUCUAUACAAAUUUUCAUAAUAUACUCGUAUCAGGCAAGUUUUGGUCCAAAUGAGGCUCAUAGAUGAACAAACGAUAUUGAAAAAUUUAUCAUCAGUGGAAGUUGUACAUUUUGGCAUAUCUGCUUCUCUACAAAUUCGUUUCCCCCUUACAUUUCCUGACAUAAUCCAAUCUAUACCAACAAUAUAGCAUGCUUUGAGUUCUAAUACUGACUUCAUACUUGCUUUGGUUAUCCAAUUAGCAUUAUAAUAUCCAGUAUCAUCACCAAUGGAAGAAAAGGAGAAGGUUGACCCUUGUGAAAGAGUCUAAUUCGGGUUAGUUGAUGGAAUUGUAGGGUCUUCAUUAUUCCUGUCAACACCAACCAUUUUGAGUGUCGGCACCUUAUUACUAAAUGUUUUAGUACACUGUUCUUGGAAGUGGCUUACCUUUAUUAUAAUCUCUAUAAGAUAUUAACAAAAUUAAUUUCAGAUGUCGGCUAUAAAUUUAUAUAUCUUCAGAAAUGAUAAAGAAAA